AUGGUCUGCCAGCUGGCAUUAUGCAUGUUGUUACACUCUAAUGUCCUAGCUGCAUUCUUCAGCCACCACAUCAUCCGCUACAUUAUCAACUACAUCACCCACCACAUAAUCCACUACAUCAUCCACUACAUAAUCCACUACAUCAUCCACCACAUUAUCAACUACAUCAUCCACCACAUUAUCAACCACAUUAUCAACCACAUAAUCCACUACAUCACCCACCACAUCACCCACUACAUCAUCCACCACAUCACCCACCACAUUAUCCACUACAUCAUCCACCACAUCACCCACCACAUCAUCCACCACAUCACCCACUACAUCAUCCACCACAUCACCCACCACAUUAUCCACUACAUCAUCCACCACAUCACCCACCACAUGAUCCACUACAUUAUCCACUACAUCACCCGCCACAUCAUCCACCACAUCAUCCACCACAUCAUCCACCACAUUAUCCACUACAUCACCCGCCACAUAAUCCACAACAUUGUCCACUACAUCACCCGCCACAUCAUCCACCACAUCAUCCACCACAUCAUCCACUACAUCACCCACCACAUCAUCCACUACAUCAUCCACCACAUCACCCACCACAUCAUCCACCACAUCAUCCACCACAUCACCCACCACAUGAUCCACUACAUUAUCCACUACAUCACCCACCACAUCAUCCACCACAUCAUCCACCACAUCAUCCACCACAUUAUCCACUACAUCACCCGCCACAUCAUCCACUACAUCAUCCACCACAUCAUCCACUACAUCAUCCACCACAUCAUCCACCACAUCAUCCACCACAUCAUCCACCACAUCAUCCACUACAUUAUCCACCACAUCAUCCACUACAUCAUCCACCACAUCAUCCACUACAUCAUCCACUACAUCAUCCACCACAUCAUCCACCACAUCAUCCACUACAUUAUCCACUACAUCACCCGCCACAUCAUCCACCAUCUGAUCAUAAUCUGA
Messenger RNA from Oncorhynchus keta (chum salmon), 972 nucleotides. RefSeq names its product dynein heavy chain-like. The transcript has a single exon. The record is from RefSeq and is a predicted model, not a curated record. Lineage: Eukaryota; Metazoa; Chordata; Actinopteri; Salmoniformes; Salmonidae. The coding region runs from base 1 to 972 and encodes 323 amino acids.